AUAGUUUAUGCUGAGGUUUAAUUUUCUUUAAUAGAAAUAAGCUUUGUAUGCUGUUUAUUCCUUGCUUUAUUAAAAUAACUUGUUUCUUGGAUUUAGAAGAAGUUGUUCAAUAGUUUGUGCAUAUUUUUUUGAAGAAACCUACAAUGGAAAACUCGACAGCCCAAGAUCCAAACUGCAUUAAUUAUAUGACAGACAGUGAUCAUGAAAAAUCGGAAUUAGAGUUGCCUCCAGACUUGGUAACUGAAGACAAGAUGAGAAGAAGGUUACAGUUUUUUUUCAUGAAUCCAAUAGAAAAGUGGCACGCAAAAAGACGUUUUCCCUACAAGUUUAUCGUUCAAGUUGUGAAAAUUGUUUUGGUAACCAUGCAAUUGUGUUUGUUCGCGUCAAGCCGAUAUAACCAUGUAAGUUACACCUGGGAUAAUAGGAUAACCUUUUCGCAUUUAUUUUUGAAAGGAUGGGACACUACAAGAGAAGUGAAUUCUUAUCCUCCUUCCGUAGGUCCUCUUGCCAUAUAUACAGAAAAGGAUUUCUUUGAUACAAUUGAUUAUGCUUACAAAGGCUAUUCUUCUUUGAGUACAUCGGUGGGUUCUUAUUCUUACGCUAACGAAGACAAUACGCCCGUUGACAUGGUCUUCUGCCUCUAUCAGUAUAAAGAAGGCAUCAUAUACGGUUUCAACGAGUCCUACAUAUUUAACAAUGAAAUUAUAGAGUCUUGCAUGAAUAUUUCGAGGCACCAAGUGGGAGACGUUCUCGAUUCCGAGACCUUUAUGAAGGCGGAACCGGUGAACCUAAGUUUCUCGGCGUUGGUGCGGGCCGAUCUGAUGUUUUCUUUAAAAACCGUCAAUUUUAGAGCCGCCAGCAAGAUCUCGGCACCGAAUUGCUAUAGAUUCGAUAUAACAAUUUCGUUUAGUAACGACAAUCAUGAUGGGCAGAUUACUCUCGAUUUGGACGCGGACGCGACCAGGCUUAUGUGUAAAGGCGACACGAAAUAUAUUACCGACAACGAAAUAGCGAACUUCAUGCGCAGUUUACUAAACUACCUGGUGAUCACCACCUGCGUAAUUUCGUUUAUUUUGUGCGCCCGGGCAGUGUGGCGCGCCCAGCAACUAAAAAACGCAACCGUGCGCUUUUUCGCCGAGCAUUUCGACAAAAAACUGACGAUGCACGACAGACACAAGUUCCUAAAUAUGUGGUACAUCAUGAUAAUUGUGAACGACAUCUUGAUCGUGAUGGGAUCGGCCAUAAAGGAACAGAUCGAAAGCGUCGAGUUUACGAGCGACCAAUGGAACAUAUGCAGUUUAUUCCUCGGGAUCGGUAACAUGCUGGUGUGGUUCGGGGUGCUUCGCUAUUUGGGUUUUUUCAAAACGUACAACGUCGUUAUACUGACGUUGCAAAAGUCUGCGCCCCAGGUGGCUAGAUUUUUAAUCUGCGCCGUUUUGAUAUACGCCGGUUUUACAUUCUGCGGUUGGCUGAUCUUGGGACCGUACCACCUCAAAUUUCGAUCGCUGUCGACCACGUCCGAAUGCCUGUUCUCGUUGAUCAACGGCGACGACAUGUUCGCGACGUUUUCGAUCAUGUCCAACAAGUCGCUGCUGCUGUGGUGGUUCUGCAGGAUAUACCUCUAUUCCUUCAUAAGUCUGUACAUUUACGUUAUCCUCAGCCUGUUCAUAGCGGUUAUUAUGGACGCUUACGAAACCAUCAAGCUGUACUACAGCGAAGGGUUUCCGAAAAGCGACUUGGACAUGUUCAUCGGUAGUACAAACUGGGACGAACUUUCGAACGGCAUGUUUCGCAGCGACUCGAACGACAGCCUCGGCGGCCGCAUCAAAGACUUGUGCUGCUAUUCCGGAAUAAACGCCAAAUAUAGAACGCUGUCUGGGAAGAGGUUUAAACGAAACGCCUCCGUUUAGUCUUUUAAAUGCACUUCGUAGGUAAUAUUUAACUCUUUUAGAACCCAAACAUACAAAAAAAAAACGAGAGAGAGAGAGAGAGAGAGAGAAUUUAAAUAUAAAAAAAAUGGAACUUUGUAGUGGCGACAAUAUAAUUUUCAAUUUCAAGUUAAAUUUUAAAUUUUUUAAAGAUCACGAUAGUUUUGUAGGGUAAAUCGAGGAAAGAUGGACCGCCUUUUGAAAAACUCUGAAUUGGAAUUAGGCUCUGCAAAAAAUUGUAACAUAAACAUAAGCUUUGGUUAUUUAUUUGGCGCCUUUUAAACGAUAAUCUAACACAGUGAAUAAUUAUAAAAAAUAAAAUAAUAAAAAUUGAAAUUGGCCCACCUCUGCUAGAACGCGAAGGAGAGAUGGACGGUAAACUAAAUUGCAACCGGUCCCUCCGAAGCAAGCAUAGUUGCCCCGGUAUGCGAAAAGUCGCGGGUAGCCUGUCUGUCCUAUUGGUACAUCUCUCCUCGAUUUACCCUACGUAUCAAUUUUAGUUUAUUCUGAGCAAAUUUUGAAUUAGAAUAUAUUUCUUUACAUAUUGUUUUGUACAAAAAUUAUUUUUUACAAUUUUUUGUGCCUUUAACUCUUUACGAAAGCUCGAAUAAUAAUAUAGGUUUUAAUUUUGUCAGGAAAAUUUUUGAUAAACGUGUCAGAAUUUACAAAAAGCCAGUCAUAAUAAUAUUUUAUGAAGAAUGCGCAAUCCCUAAACUACUAAAUACUAACAUAUUAUGUUAAAAAAAUUGCAGUUUUAGGCUUUUUGACAUGAAAAUUGCAAUUUGAACUUUGCUCCUAGAGAAAUCAUUUUUUUAUCUGUCGACUUCCGGUUGAAACAUGAUGGAAUUCCGAAAAACACUUCCAGUUAUUUUUGCAGUUUUUUUUUUUAUAAAUACGGAAAAGAUGAAAAAGUGCGAAAAGGAAUCAAAAAGCAGUACCUAACAAAAAUAAUUUUGGAAAACAAUUUCAAAUUAAAUGUUAUAAUUUCGUAAUAUUUUGGUGUCUAGUAGCUCCAGGUUAGAGAUUGCCUAUUCUCUAUAAAUGAUCUUUUUCGAUUCGCAAUAUUCCUUACAAGAGAUUUGGUCAGAAAUUCUGUUUGUUUUUCAGAACAUCCGACUUUUUUUUCACAAAUUCUUUCAGAAAAUUGGACGUGUUUCUCAAAAAUUUGCUUUAUUAAACUAAAACCAACCUACAAAAAUGAAACAAAAAUUUAAAAAGUUAAUCUUAAAGAAUAUGUUCAUUCAUUUACUACAAUUCUGUCAUCGAGUUCGGGAAAACCCUGUAUAUUACAUAGUUUUAAUAUUCAAUAUAAAGAAUUUUCAUAUAUAAGUUUCUGUUUCUUAUAAACGUGGGUCUUAACUUUUUUCGUUUUCGAAAUGCAGGGUGUCAACUUUUGACCGAUUUUGAUAAAACUUGGCGUAAAAGUAUUUUUCUUUGUCUAAUUAAAAUAAAAUCAUUCCUUUCAUUUUUUUUUACUUUUUUGGUUAAGAAAAAAACAGCAUUUUCAGUAAUUGUCAUAAAGACUUGGAAGUGAAAAUCCUUACUUAAGCAGUUUUCUAGGUUCACCGCCAAUCCCGUUUUUUGAGAAAUAACAAUUUUAAAGUUCUUAGAAUACUUUCUCCUCUAUGUCUUAACAGAAAGUGGUGAGAGUGUUCGAACAUAACAGCAUCUUGUGAAACUUGGAGCCAUUCAAAAAAGCCUCUUCUUAGCGGAUUGCUUUCGAUUACUUGCCGCUAGAGGGGUUGAUCGAUAUCACUGCAAAUAAAAUUUAUUAUCUUAAAAAAAAAAAGGAAAUAACUGGAACGAUGUCACUUUUAUUACAACACAAGAUGGCCAAAUAUAACACGUAACGUGUAACACGUAAAGGAAAACCGCAUUUCCUUUACCUAUAGUAUCAGUAAACGAAAUAAAAACUCGAAAUGUGCGAAUAGUUGCAGUAUACCCGCCAUUAUUACAGUCUAAUAUUCGUUCUAUUAGGAGAAAGGAUAUAAAUUUACUAUUAAAAAUAAAUAAAUGCAAUCUUAAUAAUUAUAAUUUUCGCUAUUUCGUUUUCCAAAGCUCACUUGCAUUUUUAAAAUUUCGUAUUUUGUGUAGAUAGACGGGCAAUAUUCAAUUAUGUUGAAUUAAAUACAUUCUUAAAUAAAUGUUUUUUUAUGUUUUUUGUUAAAAGAAUAUUUAAUAAUGGCAGGUAUCCUGCACAUUUUCAGUUUUUGCUUCUAUUGAUAUUAUAGAUUAGGAAAAGGUAUCGAUAUGCGGUUUUCACUAGCGUGUUAGACUCUGAUUUCGCUUAAUUUCUUGCAAGCAAUCAAAAUCAAUCUGGUCAUGGCAGCGUUGAUGGCCUAAAAGCGCUUUUGAACAACCCCAAUAAAUUGUGGUCGUAAGUGUUGAUCUCCCCUGCAUCUUGUAGAUAUAACUCCUUACUUGUUCGGUUCUGUACGUUGUCUAUCGCUCUCAGGAAAAUUGGUUUAGUGAUGUUUAAGAUCUGUUCUGAGAACAGCUUCAAGUAUUAUUGUUCACUGUCAGACAACGUGUGACCUUCCUUCCUGGCCCACAAAAUUGCGGUACAAUAAUAGUAAAGCAUCUUUCUGUCUAAGUUGUGAUCGUCUGCACGCAUGUAGUGUGUGUUUCGUCGACUAAGUUUGGUAGCCUGACUUAAGAGGGCGUGGUGACCUCUUAAACCUUUAACACCCUCAAAAACAAGUCUAUGCCGAAGGUUGAGUCUGCACAUAAUGGGCUGUUCUGCUGUGAUGUUGGUGUUUUUAUUGAUAUUUAUUUCAGAAAAUUGCUUGAACAGCCCCCACCACUUUCUCUUACGAGAUAAUUUAUUUUUUAUUAGAUAUUUAUUUAUUAAUUUUUAUUCUCUGCUACGAAGGUAGUUCGGAAAAAAAAAGAAAAUAAAGAAGUUUGAUUUUUAAUUGCGCUAUCUAAAUAAAUACUGAAGUCUUAAAAAAUCAUUAGCGCACCAUAAAUAUCAAUUGAACCCGAACAAUUUUAUUUUAAUGAAUUAUUUAAUUUUAAUUAACUUUAAUCGACUAGUUUCAUUAAAUUUUUGAUUAAUUAAAUUUAAUAAUUUUGUUUGUUGUUUGUUAGUUUUUGUUUUUUUCUAUAAAUUUGACAUCCCUUCUGUCGAAAAGGAAGUAGGCUCAUAUGAAGAAACAGAUUGAUCCUCUGUCAAUAAAUAGGCCUUUAAAAUCUGUACCGAUUUUUGAAACUGCCCUUAUAUCGUUAUAGUAUUAUAAUUGUUUAUAAACAAAAACAAUAUUUUGAUUCACUUUUAAUUAUAUUUGAUAGGUAUACUACCAAUGUGAAAAAGGGUAUAUAAGUAAUUUUAUUGUGUUAAAUCUGUUUAUAAGUGAUAAGGUUAUUCGUCGCGGAUAAUAUAUUGUAUAUAAUUGUUUUUUUUUAAUAAAGUAACG
Cylas formicarius (sweet potato weevil) is the source of this 5344-nucleotide messenger RNA. RefSeq names its product mucolipin-3-like. Gene Ontology annotation, cellular component: plasma membrane; lysosomal membrane. NCBI's taxonomy places the organism in Eukaryota, Metazoa, Arthropoda, Insecta, Coleoptera, Brentidae. The record is from RefSeq and is a predicted model, not a curated record. Gene Ontology annotation, molecular function: NAADP-sensitive calcium-release channel activity. The coding region runs from base 144 to 1910 and encodes 588 amino acids. The transcript has 8 exons.